GUAAUUCGACCACGGAACGUAAGCAAGGAGGCAAUCCAUUUAAACACACCGGAAAUACCAGUUUCUCCGCCGUCGCCUGACCUUUCACAUUUGACACCGGAUGAGAUCAACGUUAUCAAUGAAGUUAUUCGAAGGCAAGAAGAGUUUGAGCGACAGGAAGCAGAUAGGGUCAAGAAACUCCGAGAAGAACUGGACAGUCUUCAGCAAGAGCUGACGCACACAUCUGAGGUUCGAAAUGUGAACAACAAGUUGGUAGACCUUCGUUUGUGUAGACUCUGCUUCAAAACCAAGUUCGCAGACGGCGUAGGCAGAGUCUGUCAUGACUGCCAACAGCGAGUUUGCCAGGGAUGUGGUGCCUUUUCCAAGCCAAGGUGGAAUGCCAGGAAGAACAAAACAGUUCGAGGACGAUGGAGAUGCAAGUUGUGUAUAGCACGGAGGGAAGUCCUCUGUCGGACUGGGGGAUGGUAUCACUGCACGCCGGACCCCACGGAGGAACUGAAGAAGAAGCUGUCGGUGGUUGCCGACCCUGGCAUAGAAACGGGCACCAGACAAAGGAUUCGCCCUAGUGGGAUCAUGAGAAGAGUGGACAGCGAAUGCAACCCUUCUGGGAAUCGCACUGAUUCGGAACUAGUGUGGAUUGUUGACCAUAAGCUUCCUCGAAAAAUGUUGCUGAAGAAGUUCACUCGUCGACGAUCUUUACCCACUGAUGCCCAAGGAAAAGAGGAGAAGAUAGAAGAACAGUCAAGUUUUGAGACUGGAGAUGUUGAUGAGGACGAAGAUGACGACAGAGAUGGAAAACAAAGCUUGAAUAAUUUAAUUCUUGAGAGACGUUUGUCACGAAGGAAACGGCAAGAAAAACGGCAGCGAAGAAAAAUGAGAGAAGGUCAAGAAACAAUAAGUUCCGAGUCUCUAGGAGAACGCAGUCGGUCCCUGUCAGGAGAGGAACCAAUCGCUGCGACUGUGGUGGAGAUGGGUGGACUGCGUGGGCGUGGCUUGAGGCGGGACAGCGUGACCAGAUCACUCUGGGGCCCUAGCAGUUCUCUUAACUCAUGUGUACGGAAGCCUCCAGUGAUUCAAGAAAACACUGUGGACACCUCUGAAAGUACUGACACAGAAAGCAGCAUCUUUUCUUCCUUUCGGGACAGCAGCAUGUCAGAUGACUUUCCCGUCUCACCAUCUUAUACUCUCUCAUCCUCCUUGAAAAUUGUCCGUCAAGAUGCAGUCAGUCUUCACAGUAGCUGUGUCAGUGUCUCUUCCACAAGUGAAAGCAGAUUAAGCGAGAAGUCCAAAUCAUUCUUGAGCUCGUCUCAACUGGUCAUUGACAAAUCAAAUGAAUCACCUAGGACACAUUCACCCAUGGCAAAAAGUGAAGAUAAGCACUCGCCACAAUCUACAGGAGAAAAGUCUCUUCACAAGUGGAUCCAGAGUGGUUUCCCUUACGCCUGCCUUAUUUCAUUCAACACUCAGUCAAAAGAAAAUCAGUCUGGCCUGAAGGUGAUUGGGGGUGUGGAGGCAAAUAACGCAGUCACCAGAGCAGUGGUAUCUAGUGUGUCACCAGACUUGAGGGGUAGAAUCAAUGUUGGUCAAGAAGUUCUAGAAUGGAAUGGUCAGAUUUUGCGUGGGCAGACAUUUGACUUUGUGACUGCUGUAACUUCCCUUGUUCACCAUCAGACAGUACUGAUUGUGAAUCCUGUCACAGACGG
This is a messenger RNA of Candidula unifasciata, 1703 nucleotides long. Lineage: Eukaryota; Metazoa; Mollusca; Gastropoda; Stylommatophora; Geomitridae. The record is from the annotation of a GenBank genome assembly.